Molecule: messenger RNA, 2055 nt
Organism: Hippopotamus amphibius kiboko
Lineage: Eukaryota; Metazoa; Chordata; Mammalia; Artiodactyla; Hippopotamidae
Gene: XKR5
Product: XK related 5
Exons: 7
Coding region: 1-2055 (684 amino acids)
Biological process (GO): engulfment of apoptotic cell; phosphatidylserine exposure on apoptotic cell surface; apoptotic process involved in development
Cellular component (GO): plasma membrane
Source: RefSeq, a predicted model, not a curated record
AUGCACGCGGGGGUCCUGAGCCUCUCCGCCCUGCUGCUGGCGGCCGAGCAGAGCGCGCGCCUCUGCACCGUGGUUUACUACUUCACCAUAGGCCGCCGCCUCUGGGCCUGGCUGGCCCUCUCUGUGCUACUGCCUGGCUUCUUGGUCCAGGGCCUGAGCUACCUGUGGUUCCGAGAAGAUGGACAUCAAGGUCACUGCUCGUUGGUGGUGCUACACGUCCUCCAGCUUGGUGUGUGGAAGCGGCAUUGGGAUGCCGUGUCCACUGUUCUCUGGAAGGAGGUGGAGGCCUCCCGUUGGGGCCAGCUGCUGCUGCAGGAGGCGGACCUGUCGGCCCUGCGCCUCUUGGAAGCCCUGCUUCAGGUCGGGCCCCACCUGCUGCUUCAAACAUAUGUUUUCCUCGCCUCGGACUUCACGGGCAUCGUGCCAGGAAUGAGUGCCCUGUGCUCCUGGUCCACGCUGUCCUGGGCCCUGGUGAGCUAUGCGCGUUCCGUGGGCUCCAUGAAGCCGGGUCACCUCUCCAUGCCGUGGACGGCCCUCGGGUGCCAGCAGCUCUGGAGGAUGGGCAUGGUGGGAGCCCGGGUCCUGAGUCUGGUUCUCUUCUUCCGAGUUUACCACGUCUGGGCUCUGGUCGUUGCAGGUGCUCACUGGCUGGUGAUGACCUUCUGGCUCGUGGCUCAGCAGAGUGACGUCAUGGACAGCACCUGCCACUGGAGGCUGUUCAACCUGCUCGUAGGGGCCGUGUACAUCCUCUGCUACCUCAACUUCUGGGACAGCCCUUCCAGAAACAGGAUGGCCACGUUCUACACGGUGAUGCUGCUUGAGAACACCGUCCUUGUGCUGCUGGCCACGGACUUUCUCCAGGGGGCGUCGUGGACCCGCCUGUGGGCCGUGGCAGGAGUCCUGUCCGGAUUUCUGAUCGGCAGUGUCUCGCUGGUCAUUUAUUACAGCCUGCUACAUCCUAAGUCCACAGACAUCUGGCAGGGCUUUGUAAGGAAGUCCGGUGGCACUGCAGGGGGUGAUAAAGCAGAGGGAGACUCUUCUCCCCCGGCCUCAGGUCCGGCUGGGGAGGGACCCAAGAGCCUGGGGACCUGCCGAGAGGAAAGUGAGGAGCUAACAGGUCUGGGGAGGCCCCCCAGCCCACAGCGGGGUCCCCCAGAGGCUGGGCUGGAAAGCCAGAUGGCCGGGGAGGCCUCUUUCCUCAGCCACCACCACUGGCUGUUGGUGAAGCUUGCCCUGAAAACAGGAAACGUGUCGAAGAUCAACGCGGUCUUUGGAGAGGACAAUCCUGGCUGCUUUUGCUCCCCUGCGUGGGGGUUGAGCCAACGCUGCAACCAGCAAAGGGAGCCCCCAUCAUCCCGGCAAGAGCCCCCAUCGUCACCCCACGACCCUCUAACCUCAGAGGAAGGCUCUGGGUUUCACGUGGUCCCCAAGGCAGAGGCUGACCUGUGGGAAACCUCGACUUACCUCUCUUUUGCCGGCGAUGACCGUGACAAAGCUCCGGCCCGGAAGCCGGCAGCCACGCUGCAGGAGGGCAGCCCAGAGGCAGGAGCCGUGGCCGCGUCCAGGGUGCAGGGGAGGGGCGCGGGGGGGCGGCCGCGUGGCGGGGAAGGACAGGAGGGCGCCACGCUGUACUUCAGUGCCACCGCCGAAGGGGCCACGUCCGCACACCAAGAAGGCAGCGGGGCCGCUCUGCCGACGUCCCUCUCCGGGAGGAGAGCGGGGGAGGGCAGCCCGGCCCGGCCCGCCGCGCCUCUGCCGGCCACCAAGCCCUUUCCCGCCACCAUGGCCAACAUCAGCCCCAUCUUGGGCCCCGGCCCCGGCAGAAGCGUCCCCCGCCGGGGCAGAGCCCUGGGGGGCUCCGGGCAGGGGGAGCAGCGGGAGUCCACCGCGGACCGGAGGCAUCCCGCGGCUCCCGGCGCGCCGACGUCAUGGCCCAGGGUGAGCCCGCGGCCCGCAGACGAGCCCUGCCUCACGUCCACCCCCAAGUCUGAGUCCACCCACGGAGACAGCAGCUGCAGGGAGAGGCUGAAGGCCGAGACGAGUUUCUCCAUCUGA